CCUCAUGAAAAUAUUGAAAUAUUGUAUAUCUACGUGAAUUCAACAACCGUUGUAAAGUUCAACUGUUGAAAUCUUUUCUUUUUGUCACAGUGCUGCCACUUGUCGCUUUAGACUGAACAAAACAAAUUUUAUUAGUUGAGCAUAUUUCUUUUGAUUUUUAUUCUCACCUGAUAAUUUGAAAGCAUUUAUGAUAUAAUAAUUUUUUUUAAAAAAUAUCAAAAUUAUAUAAAAAUUAUAUUUAUCUAUAAAUAGAGACUACUCUCAUUUCAUUUGAAUACAAAAAAAUGUCAUUUUCAUUAUAAUCAACUAUUUUUAGUGUUUUAAACUUAUUUUUGUUAAAUGGAUCUCAAUAAUAAUCCUUAUAUCUUAUGUUUCGUUUUGUAUUUAAUUACAAUCAAAUUAUUAGUAUGUAAUUAUUAUGUUGUAAAAGAUAAAUAUAUAAAUUAAAGAUAGUGGGAUAUGGUGUUGAAAUUUUUAAAACAAAAACCAUUGUAGAGGAGAGUUGAGAUGAAAUAGGUGUUGAAUAAAUGAAAUGGAAAAAAAAGAAGAUGAUGUUGAAUGUUAAAAGGUGAAAAAGAAAAUGUUGAUAAUGAAAUAGGUGUUGAAACCAUUGUACGUGGUCAUCAAUAAAUUUUAUGACUUUUGAUUAUUUGUAUGCCCAUUUCUCUUCUAUUAGGAAAAGAAUCCACAAGAUCUAUAUAGAUGACGAUAUAUAAAAUUUCACUUUAUUUUUUUACAACUGUGGUGUGAUUGUAAAGGUUUUUUAGGCUCAAUGACUAAUCACAUGAGGCCCGUAAAAUCUAUGUUUUCUUAUCACUUAAAACAUUUUAGAUGGCUGCACUCGAAUCCAGGUGGCGGUACACACACGAGAACUGGCUCCGGUUUAUAUCAUUUACAAUUUAUAUAUUUAUAACUUGAUUUAAACCCUAAAGUGAGGAAGUGUUUCUAGUCAAAUUGUUAAAUGUCCAUUUCUGUGACUUCCCACCGGAGGUCGAUUCCAUUAAGUCAUGUUUCUCCCGAUUGUAGAGCUGGCUAUGGAUCGUGUUUUAUCGAACUGAUGACAAAAAGACUUGAUUUGAAAUAAGUAUAAUUUAUAUAGUCCAAUCAAUUUUUUUAAACAAGUAUAAUAAAAUAAAGAAAAUAAUAUAUGUGAAAAACGUGCUAUGUAAAGAUCGUGAGGAACAGUUAAAAUAAUGCCGGUAAACUUUUAUUUUUAGUGCUGCCGCUGAGUUUUAUACGCCACUAUCAAAAGCUUUCAUUUACAUUACAAAACCGAUGUUCAUCAAGAAAAAUUUCCAUAGAACUGCCAAUACAUAAAGCUCAAAUGCAUCAUAUCAACUUAUCUUCCAAAUGGGAACUUUCACCCAACUUCUAUUAAAUAUGUGCAGCACUUGAAAAAUAUGAGUGAAGAAAUAACUCUUUGUUGAAUGAGAGAUCAAGCAGCAGUGGAGAGAUAAGUCGGUUGUGAAGCGACUAUGAAAUUGCAGCUUCCGGUAACUGGAAUUUUUAAUCAAAUGAAUCCUUUUUUUCCUACACAUUUGAACAAAAAUCUUGGACAUUUAUUUUAAAAACAUUAUACACAUUUUAAUUUCAACAAAAAUGUGUCAAUAUCACUCAAAAAAUGUGUCGGAAUCCAAAGAUGAAAAAGCUUUCAUGUCAUUGUUAAUGCUUUGGAGCUUAUACGCUGUACAAAAUUUGUAUGUGGAGCCUAAUCUUAAAUCAACCUCAAGCGUUCCUUGGUCAAGAAUUUAAGAGCAUAGAUCUUUUUUUUGUUUUCUUGUCUUGAGGCUAACUUUUGAAAUGGGUCAAAAUCAGGUUUUAUUGGUUAGGCCGUUUUUGGUCGCCAUGAGUCAUGACUCGUAGGCUAGAGUAAGCCCUUCUACUUUACCAUAUACCGAAUUUUUAGACUAAAAUAUUUUAGAGAAUUUUGCCGAUAUAGAACAAAAGAAGCAUAUCUUUGUCCCCUUACAAUAAAAAACUCAAUCUUUGUCCCUUUAGAACAAAAAAAAAUGAAAAACCUGUUUUGUCCUUUUUAAUAAAAUAGGUUAAAAGUAAUAAGUUAAAAAUUCCUGGAUUCAGUAAAAAAGACGCAUCACUUUCUUUGUCUCCGACUCCCCUUUUCUAAAACUCAGAGGCGAUUCCACCGUCGACUCUCUCUCUCUAUUGUGUCCGUUUAAGUUCGUCGGAGACGACGAACGCGUCGUCACAUCUCUCCGUCCUCCUCCUUCUGUCGUCUGUACUCUUUUGAACCAUCGAUUACAAGGAAUUGAAGGUUAGGGUUUGGAAAUCCCCUUUCUGUUUUUUUUUUCGUUUUCGUUUACGUGUAUGUAGUAUAAAGAGGUUGAAUUGUUUAAAAAUACAAAUCGAUUCGCGUUUAUGGUUUUGAUUUUCGUUUGUGGGUUGAGUUGAUUGUGAGGUCAUUGUAGUUCUUGUUCUAUACGAUUCUGAACUCUUUUUUUGUUUGGUAUUGACUUUGCUUUGUGUUUUGAAUUCGUAAUGGACUUAAAAGGCUAAUGAGUUGAUGUUUUCUGUUUCAUGUUUUAUAGGAAUGGAUUACCAGUUUCCAAAACGCAUUAUUGAAGAAGGAGCUGAGACCAAGAUUGAUAAGAUUAACAACACCUGUAGACGCACGAUUCUGGGGACGCUGAAGGUGGUUCUCAGGGAUGAGUAUCAAGAAGUUUUGAAAGACCCUGUCUUUGGUCCGAUUCUGGCAAUAGUAGAGAACAAGCUUAUUUACUCAGGGAAGGUUAUUCACAGCUUCAUAUGCAAGCAGCUCAAGGUUUCCAAGCUUCACGAAUUGUGGUUUCUAUUUGCAAAGAGGCCUCUCAGGUUUUCUAUGCAAGAGUUUUAUGCUGUGACUGGAUUGAAGUUCAAAGAAGAACCCGACGUAGACUUCAAUAACUGGAAGAGUGAUAAAGGGUUCUGGAGCACUGUGCUGAAGGAAAAUAAGAAGAUCAACUUGUUGGUUAUAAGGGAUGAGCUCCUUAAAGUCUGUAAGGAGUGGACGUAUGUGGACAGGGUGCGACUAGUGUAUCUGUGUAUUAUACAUGGAUUCCUCAUUGCUAAGGAUUUGAGAGUGUUUAUCCCUCACGAGUUCAUCCGUUUGGUGAUGGAUUUUGAGAAAAUGAGGAUGUAUCCUUGGGGUCUUCGCGCGUAUGAUGAGCUGCUUGCAUCAAUAUUCAAGGCAAGGGAAGAUGUGCAUCUGAAGAACAGCUAUGUGUUGGAUGGAUUCUCAUAUGCGUUUCAGAUAUGGAUUAUGGAGGCAAUCCCAGACAUCGGUUCUAUGGUGGGUAAAAAGAUCAAAAACAAUGUGACGAAAGUGAGAUGUAGGAAUUGGAAAGGAAGUGGAAAAGUAUCAUAUCAAGAUAUCACCAGCCUAGAGUCCAACUUUGAUAAGGGAGAGUUGUUCCCGUUUAUAUCAUCUACUGGGAGCUUGGAUGCAACUGAUAAUGCUGAGUUCUUUAGGGAAGAUGAGAAGAAUGACGAAAGAGUCAAUCGCAUUGUUGCUCUGAUCAGUGCCAAACAAGACUGGAAGCAAUUCACUUGGGAAGUUGAGACUCUGCCUCCAAAUAUAGAGUUAUCUGACGCAGAAGAGGAUGUUGAAGUUGAAAAUGUCACAGAAACACCUGUGGAGGAACCGACUGUUGUUGAAGAGGAACCGGGUGUUGUUACAAAAAGGGGCAAGCGUAAGCUUAUUGAUCCUGGUGUCGAGUCUCGAAAGAAACAACUUCUUUGUAAAAGGGCGGCUGAACAUAACAGUGUUGUCUCCGGUGAUAUGAAGACCUUCAUUGAAGGUUUGUUCAACUCUUCUUUCAAUUCUUUUAAGGAGCUGCUGCAGAAGGAUAUACAAGAGCGUUUUGACAAGGUCGACAAUGAGAUGGCUCAACUGAAGGCAACAGUGUCGCAGAUUACGGGUCCUUCAGUUUUUGUGGGACGAGACCUAGCCUCUGAGAUUCCCUGUCCUUCUGCAACACUUGGGAAAGAGCAAGAGAAAUCAUCACAGAGUCCGGGUCCUUCAGGAGCAAAGGGAAAAGGCAAAGGCAAGGCAUCUGUGAGUGUUGAUCCUCCUCCGCUUCGUCGUAGCCCUCGGCCAGUAAGAAAGGUAACCAAAACAUGAAGCUUUGAAUUAGGUAGGACGAAUCAUCUUCGGUUGUAAGUGUUUCUGUGGUUUGACUAUUUUGUAAUAUCCUUGUAUUGUGCUAUGUUGCAUAUCGGCUUGUAAUGUAUCUUGUUGUUUGCUAUGAAGUGAACUGAUAACUAUGACAUGUUGGCUUGGCUAUUUUGUAAUGUAAUUUUGUCACUAUGUUGACUCUA
Brassica napus (rape) is the source of this 4314-nucleotide messenger RNA. RefSeq lists its product as uncharacterized. Lineage: Eukaryota; Viridiplantae; Streptophyta; Magnoliopsida; Brassicales; Brassicaceae. The record is from RefSeq and is a predicted model, not a curated record. The transcript is spliced from 2 exons. The coding region runs from base 2522 to 4117 and encodes 531 amino acids.